Molecule: messenger RNA, 1341 nt
Organism: Linnemannia hyalina
Lineage: Eukaryota; Fungi; Mortierellomycota; Mortierellomycetes; Mortierellales; Mortierellaceae
Source: the annotation of a GenBank genome assembly
AUGUCCGCUUCGUCGCCCGCACACUUGCACAAGUGCACCGAUGCCACCAUCGUACCCGGAAAGACGACCAUCCACUUCACCAUCACCGACAAAGUCGGCGCUCUCGACGAGUGUCUCACUGCCAUCAAAGCCAUGAACAUCUCCCUCACCCGCAUCGAGUCUCGCCCGAGCAAGACGUCGGAAUUUGACUACGAGUUCUUUGUCGAUUUUGAGGCUGCGACCUCAAAGCAGGUCCUAGAAGUCUCAAAGUCCCUUGAGGCCAUCUCCAAGCAAGUCCAUGUUGUCGGCACCGGCGGUGUCGCUGGCGCUGCCUCAACUGACAUCCCAGAUUCCACGCCUUGGUUCCCUCGCAAGAUGGUCGACUUGGACACCUUUGCAGACAAGGUCCUUGAGAUGGGAGAGGAACUUGAUGCUGACCACCCUGGUGCCAAGGAUGCAGUUUACCGUGCCCGUCGCUCAGAGAUCACCAAGAUUGCAAAGACAUAUAAAACGGGCCAGCCCAUCCCUCAUGUCGAGUACACGGCGGUCGAGAAGGAGACCUGGACAACCGUCUUCAACAAACUCAUCACCAUGUUCCCCAACUAUGCCUGCAGAGAGCACCAAUACGUCUUCCCGCUCUUGAUCCAAAACUGCGGCUAUGGCCCCGACAACAUCCCUCAACUCGAUGGGGUUUCGAAAUUCCUCAAAGACUGCACUGGAUUCACUCUGCGUCCUGUCAUGGGCCUCUUGACCAGUCGCGACUUUUUGAAUGGUCUGGCGUUCCGAGUAUUCCACUCGACCCAGUACAUUCGUCACCACUCCAAGCCGCUUUAUACACCUGAGCCGGAUGUCUGCCAUGAGCUUCUGGGACAUGUGCCCCUCUUCGCCAACCCGGACUUUGCAGAUUUUUCUCAAGAGAUUGGGUUGGCCUCGUUGGGGGCCAGCGAUGACGAUAUCGAGCGUCUGGCGACCAUCUACUGGUUCACGGUCGAGUUUGGAAUCUGUCGACAGGGGGACCAACUCCGUGCGUAUGGUGCGGGCCUGUUGUCAUCCUUCGGAGAGCUGGAGUACUGUCUCAGUGACAAGCCUGAGGUUCGCCCCUUUGAGCCGUCCAAGGUUGCCCAACAGAAGUAUCCGAUUACAGAGUACCAACCUGUGUACUUUGUUGCAGAGUCAUUCAAGGAUGCCCAAAUGCGUGUACGCGAGUUUGCCAACUCGCUGUCGAGACCCUUCUCGGUUCGUUAUAAUGCAUACACGGAGAGCAUUGAGAUUCUGGAUUCGAAGGAGAAGGUGUUGAGGUAUGCGCAGUCUAUCAAGACCGAUAUGCUGACUCUUGUCGACGCCCUUGGCAGAUUGGCGUAA